Molecule: messenger RNA, 2197 nt
Organism: Gossypium raimondii (Peruvian cotton)
Lineage: Eukaryota; Viridiplantae; Streptophyta; Magnoliopsida; Malvales; Malvaceae
Product: beta-fructofuranosidase, insoluble isoenzyme CWINV1
Exons: 6
Coding region: 169-1914 (581 amino acids)
Biological process (GO): carbohydrate metabolic process
Molecular function (GO): hydrolase activity, hydrolyzing O-glycosyl compounds
Source: RefSeq, a predicted model, not a curated record
UCUAUUGCUAUUCAAAGUUUUAUACCGACCGGCACUUUGUCCCAUUUUCAUCAAUAAAAUUAAAGUCGACUUUGCAAGACCAUAAGAUGAUUCAAUCUGACCUUCGAAAACUUCUUUCAGUAUUUUAGUAUCUUCAUAGGAAGUAUAUAGCAACCCAUUGAGCCAUUGAUGACUGACCUGAAACUGAAGGUUACAAUGGAUUUAUCUGUUGUUUUGGUCGUAGGCUUCUGCUUUGUGUUGCUUGGGAAUGGAGUUCAAUCUGAUAGAGAUGAUAAAAAGCUUCAAUCUCUUCCACAGGAUCAGCCUUAUAGAACUGGUUACCACUUUCAGCCUCCCAAAAACUGGAUGAAUGAUCCUAAUGGUCCCAUGUACUACAAGGGAGUUUACCAUCUGUUCUAUCAAUAUAAUCCAUAUGCUGCAGUGUGGGGCGCCAUAACAUGGGCUCAUUCAAUAUCAUAUGAUCUUGUCAACUGGAUUCAUCUUGAUAUUGCACUUUCUCCUGAUGAUCCUUUCGAUAUCAACGGCUGCUGGUCAGGCUCAACCACGUUCCUUUCCGGGGGAAAACCAGUCAUUUUAUAUACGGGAGGUGUUACCAUGAACCGCCAAGUUCAAAACUUGGCUGAGCCGAAAAACUUAUCUGAUCCUAUGCUAAGGGAAUGGGUGAAAUCAUCUCAUAAUCCUAUAAUCACCCAUGUUGAUGGUAUGGACUCAGAGAACUUUAGGGAUCCUACAACUGCUUGGCAAGGUCCUGAUGGAUUAUGGAGGGUCUUAGUUGGGAACGAGAUGAAUAGCCACGGAAGGGCACUGCUGUAUCGAAGUCGAGAUUUUGUUACAUGGACACAGAGUAAAGAACCUAUUCACUCGUCCACAAGGACUGGCAUGUGGGAAUGUCCUGAUUUCUAUCCAGUUUCCCUUGAUGGAAAAAAUGGAGUUGACACCUCUUCACUUGACAAAUUCACAAAACAUGUUCUCAAGGCAAGCUUCGACAGCAGCGAUCACUAUGUACUAGGAAAUUACACGGCCGUGACAGAUAAUUUUUCGGUUGACACUGAUUUCUUGGAGAAUGGUUCAGAUUUACGAUACGAUUAUGGUAACUUCUAUGCUUCUAAGACAUUUUUCGACAGCGCCAAGAAGAGAAGGAUCUUGUGGGCCUGGAUACAAGAGUCUGACAGUACAACAGAUGACAUCAAGAAAGACUGGUCUGGUCUACAGUCAUUUCCUCGAAGCAUUCUACUUAGUAAAACUGGUAAGCAAUUGAUUCAGUGGCCGGUGGAAGAGAUUGAAAAGCAACGUACCGUAAAUGUCAGCUUCAAGAACAAGGAACUUAAGGGUGGAUCUGUACUUGAAAUCUCAGGCAUUACAGCUUCUCAGGCCGAUGUCGAAGUUUCCUUCAAUUCGUCCAACUUAAAGGAGGCUGACUUAUUGGAUCCAAGUUGGGUUGAUCCUCAACUGCUCUGUAGUCAGAAGGCAGCAUCGGUUGGAGGCAAUAUUGGACCAUUCGGAAUACUGGCUUUAGCUUCAAAAGACUUGACAGAGCAAACCUCAAUCUUCUUUCGCGUUUUCAGAAGUAAUGACAAGUAUGUAGUGCUCAUGUGCAGUGAUCAAAGCAGGUCAUCUCUAGAGGAAGGACCCAAAAAGACCAUUUAUGGAGCUUUCAUUGACAUGGACCCUCUUAAUGAGAUGAUUUCACUGAGAAGUCUUAUAGAUCAUUCUAUUGUGGAGAGCUUUGGUGGGGAAGGAAGAGCUUGCAUCACUGCCAGAGUUUAUCCCAAGCUGGCCAUAGAUAACCAAGCCUACCUAUAUGCAUUCAACAAUGGCACUUUUGAUGUCAAUAUCUCAACCCUCAAUGCUUGGAGUAUGAAGAAAGCUCAAAUAGUUUCUUUCACAAAAAGAAGAAAGCCACAUCUGAACUGAAACAAGCAAAUAGAAUCAUAUUUAUAACUUUUCCUCCAAUUUCCAGUCGCCCAUUUCAUCAAACACAUUGCUAGUGAAACCUCUUGAAUUAUCUCAUCUUUUCUCCACCUUUCAUAUGUAGAAUUUUACAAAUUAUGGGUAUCAUCAAUUACCUAUAACAGAAGGCAAAUGGGACACCCUUUUUUACAUGUAUUGGCUUCUGUUAACAGCUCUUCGAAGGCAUCAUCUUCCAAUCUAUCUUCAAAGUACUAUAUAACACAAGCAAUUACAUGCUUACCACUAA